UUUUUUUCUUUCCCUUCCUCAGCGUGAGUGCAUCUCCAUCCACGUUGGCCAGGCUGGUGUCCAGAUUGGCAAUGCCUGCUGGGAGCUCUACUGCCUGGAACACGGCAUCCAGCCCGAUGGCCAGAUGCCCAGUGACAAGACCAUUGGGGGAGGAGACGACUCCUUCAACACCUUCUUCAGUGAAACCGGCGCUGGCAAGCAUGUGCCCCGGGCAGUGUUUGUAGACUUGGAGCCCACAGUCAUUGAUGAAGUUCGCACUGGCACCUACCGCCAGCUCUUCCACCCUGAGCAGCUCAUCACAGGCAAGGAAGAUGCUGCCAAUAACUAUGCCCGUGGCCACUACACCAUUGGCAAGGAGAUCAUUGACCUCGUCUUGGACCGAAUUCGGAAACUGGCUGACCAGUGCACCGGGCUUCAGGGCUUCCUGGUGUUCCACAGCUUUGGUGGGGGAACCGGUUCUGGGUUCACCUCCCUGCUGAUGGAACGUCUCUCCGUCGACUAUGGCAAGAAGUCCAAGCUGGAGUUCUCCAUUUACCCAGCCCCCCAGGUGUCCACUGCAGUGGUGGAACCCUACAACUCCAUCCUCACCACCCACACCACCCUGGAGCACUCUGACUGUGCCUUCAUGGUGGACAAUGAGGCCAUCUACGACAUCUGUCGUAGAAACCUUGAUAUUGAGCGCCCAACCUACACUAACCUGAACAGAUUGAUAGGUCAAAUUGUGUCCUCCAUCACUGCUUCCCUCCGAUUUGAUGGGGCCCUGAAUGUCGAUCUGACCGAAUUCCAGACCAACCUGGUGCCCUACCCCCGAAUCCACUUCCCUCUGGCCACAUACGCCCCUGUCAUCUCUGCUGAGAAAGCCUACCACGAACAGCUUUCUGUUGCAGAGAUCACCAAUGCAUGCUUUGAGCCAGCCAACCAGAUGGUGAAGUGUGACCCUCGCCAUGGUAAAUACAUGGCUUGCUGCCUGUUGUACCGUGGUGACGUGGUUCCCAAAGAUGUCAAUGCUGCCAUUGCCACCAUCAAGACCAAGCGUACCAUCCAGUUUGUGGAUUGGUGUCCCACUGGCUUCAAAGUUGGUAUUAACUACCAGCCUCCCACUGUGGUUCCUGGUGGGGACCUGGCCAAAGUCCAGCGGGCUGUGUGUAUGCUGAGCAACACCACGGCCAUUGCUGAGGCCUGGGCCCGCCUGGACCACAAGUUUGAUCUGAUGUAUGCCAAGCGUGCCUUUGUUCACUGGUACGUGGGUGAGGGCAUGGAGGAGGGAGAGUUCUCUGAGGCCCGUGAAGACAUGGCCGCCCUGGAGAAGGAUUAUGAAGAAGUUGGUGUGGAUUCUGUUGAGGGAGAGGGGGAGGAAGAAGGGGAGGAAUACUAAAGUUAAAAUGUCACAAAGGUGCUGCUUUUACAGGGAAGCUUAUUCUGUUUUAAACUUUGAAAAGUUGUGGUCUGGUCAGUUAAUUUGCAUGUAGCAGUUAUACUCCCAUAUGCAGUUACUGACCUAAACGUUAAGAUAUGGUCCAAGCUGUAGCAUUUCUGUGAGGGGUUUGAAUAAAGUAUUCCCUGUCUUAAAUGAA
This is a messenger RNA of Sorex fumeus (smoky shrew), 1574 nucleotides long. It is a transcript of the gene TUBA1A, whose product is annotated as tubulin alpha 1a. Bases 125 to 1375 code for a protein of 416 amino acids. Lineage: Eukaryota; Metazoa; Chordata; Mammalia; Eulipotyphla; Soricidae. Gene Ontology annotation, biological process: mitotic cell cycle; microtubule cytoskeleton organization. The transcript has 3 exons. Gene Ontology annotation, molecular function: structural constituent of cytoskeleton; GTP binding. Gene Ontology annotation, cellular component: cytoplasm; microtubule. The record is from RefSeq and is a predicted model, not a curated record.